UGGUUCGGUAACCAAGCGAUGGCCAUGGUGAGUGGGGGCUGGGGAGAUCCCAAUGGGGGCACCAACGGGCUGGGGGACAAGAGCUACCUGAGGGGGGAGGAGGAAGACGGCUCUCCCCAGGCGGGAGGCAGCGACAUGGAGGCCGGAGACGACGACAAGUCGUGCGUGGUGGACUGCGUGGUGUGCGGGGACAAGUCCAGCGGGAAACAUUACGGCGUGUUCACGUGCGAGGGCUGCAAGAGCUUCUUCAAGAGGAGCGUCAGACGCAACCUCAGCUACACUUGCAGGUCAAACAGAGAGUGCCAGAUUGACCAGCACCACAGGAACCAGUGCCAGUACUGUCGGCUGAAGAAGUGUUUCCGUGUUGGCAUGCGCAAAGAAGCAGUUCAACGCGGACGUAUCCCCCCUCAGCCGAGCCUCAGCCCCUCUAUAACACCCAUAGGUGGCGCGAGCGGCCUCGGAGGCGGCGACUUCUAUAACAACAACAACAACAACGGGGGAAGUGGCGGGGGUCAGCCGGUGUCCGAGCUGAUUUCCCAGCUGCUGCGAGCCGAACCGUACCCCAGCAGUCGGUUUGGACACCAGUACAACCAGCAGGCGGGCCCCGAUAACGCCAUGGGGAUCGAUAACAUCUGUGAACUGGCUGCCAGGCUACUCUUCAGCACCGUGGAGUGGGCCAGAAGCAUCCCCUAUUUCCCUGAGCUGCCGGUGUCAGACCAGGUGGCCCUGCUGAGGCUGAGCUGGAGCGAGUUGUUCAUCCUCAACGCGGCGCAGUCGGCGCUGCCGCUCCACAUGGCUCCCCUGUUGGCCGCGGCCGGCUUCCACUCCUCGCCCAUGUCUGCGGAGCGCGUGGUGUCCUUCAUGGACCAGGUGAGGGUGUUUCAGGACCAGGUGGACAAGCUGACCCGGCUGCAGGUGGACUCUGCUGAGUACAGCUGCCUCAAGGCCAUCGCGCUGUUCUCACCAGAUGCCUGUGGUCUAACAGACCCAGUCCACGUGGAGUCUCUGCAGGAGAAGGCUCAGGUGGCUCUGACAGAGUACGAGAGGAUGCAGUACCCGAGUCAGCCUCAGCGCUUCGGGCGCCUGCUCCUGCGCCUCCCCGCCCUGCGUGCCGUUCCCGCCAGCCUCAUCUCGCAGCUCUUUUUCAUGCGCCUGGUAGGAAAGACACCCAUCGAGACGCUGAUCCGUGACAUGCAGCUCUCCGGAAGCUCCAUCAGCUGGCCGUAUGUCCCGGGACAGUAGCCCCCUUUAGGGACGAGGUCUCCGUCCGGGAUUUGUGACGACAAGGACCCACAGGAAACCUCCUGACUCAUCACUAUCCAUCUGUGUGGUUGUCAAACUGCAGUGCCAGCUGGCCGUCAUAUGUACUGUACUGUAAGCGCUCUAUUUCCCCCUCAUGAAACGAGCUCUCUGUCUCCACACGGGCCUCCAGUGGAGAGACGAGCCAGCGCCAGGCUGGAUCUGUCUUGUUGCCAACCCAGUCGUUCUGGUGCCAGGUCUCAGGCCAGAGACCAGCUUUUCAUGCUGGGAUCCGAUAUGGCCACCACAGCCAGUCAUGUCACCACCCACAUGCCAUAGUGACUAAAGACGCUGCAGUUUCAUGUAGAGGGCAGCAGCACCCUGCUACAAAUACAUCCAGAGGACAAAACUGUCCCACGGCUGAAAGUCGGCAGAACAAUUUCCCCCCCACACUGGGCUCAUUUUCCACAGCUCACCAUUUGUGAUACGGUGACCUUUUUAUCCACACAGCUGAUAACAUUACAAUACGGUAUCGUGAUGAGAAAGGACCGAAUGGAACAGCAGUGAACUCAAUAUAAGAGAAAGCAAAGGCCUCGUUGUUGAAGAGAAACUUUUGAAUUCACCGCGCUCUCAGCUCGACGCUGAGGACGAGGCCAACGAGCUGAUCAAAUGGAAAAGAGAGAAAAUAAAGGAAAAAAUCACCAAAGUCUAACGCAUCAUCCUCCGAGAUGGUUUCUAAAUAGAAUAAUUAGUACACAAAGCAGAGUGAAAGAGAUGAACGGACUCUUGUGACUGCCUGACCAUCAAAGUGAACAAUGCAUUUACAUUCAUUCACUACACUGUUGCUGUAGUUGAAGAUUUUUCACCGAAAAAAAAAAAGCCACAGUUACAGUACACGAGUGGACUAAUACCUCGCGAGACAUCAGAAUGCUUCAGUCUGAUAUUUCCAAAACACAAACCUCUGUAAAUGUUGUUCACCAGAAACCGCCUUCUUUUUUGACAACUGCCUUGUUAUUCAUUAUAAAUUUGGGACACAUAUGAAAUAUGAAAUGGGCACCGCAAACAUUCGUCUUGUAUCUUUUUAAAAAGGAUCCCCAAAGUGAUUUUCACUUGUGUUUCGGAUAUGAGUUUUGACUGACUGAAUAAGGAGAAUUCAGCUAUUAAACAACGUUUGGAUCGAGCUUUUUAUUAUUAUUAUUAUUAAGAAACAGCAGGCUGACAUUAACUCGGGUUCUCGUUAAACAACUCAAGAUUCAAGAAUUAGUUAUAGUUGGUGGUGAGAGAAUUUAUAACCAACACUACUAAUUAAAUACCAGUUUACGUCGAUCAAUUCUGUUUCUGGGGUUAAUGAUCCCUUUAAAGAAAAAACUGUAUUGAAAUGUAUAUAUUGAGGCCAACUACGUCUUUUUGCAUGUUCAAAUGUUGUUUUUUGGAUCUCUGCUAAGUGGAGACUGUUUAAUUCUUUUACGUUAUGUAAUUCAAGGUUCAUUUAAACAUUAAAGUAUUGCUUUCACUGUUAGCUUCUAGAUGUUUUUUUCUAUAUGUAUUUACAUGAAAAUACCUCUGUCAUCUGUUUAGAUGUCAAAACAGCAAGCUUAUCUUCAUGCCAUUACAGCUGAUAUGACACAGAGAUGCUCUUGAGUCAGUCUCUACUGUUGUGAAUGAUGUGAGACGAUACUGUAAAGGAUGGAAAUCUGGUGGGGGGGGGGGGGAACUGCACUUGGAGGACGUUCGAUGCCAAAACAUCUCGCUAUCUGUUAAAAAGCAGACGGGCCCUGAUUCUCUGGUCCACCAGGAUUUACCUCACACUGGUAUGUCAAAAGGGCGAGUUUACAAAAUCACAAGUACAAUAUUUGAAAGAAAAGAACAAGGUCAACCCUAAAUGCUGAAGUCUGUUGUAUUUACUUUUCAAACGCAAAGUAGAAGGAUGUAACUCUGCUUCUUGAUCUACCGCAGGGCCUUGUUGAAAGUUGUUUGGAUAUUCUUCUUUUAGGCAACGGCUCAAACGACCGCAUCAUCGAGAGAAAAAAACAAAAAAAACAUAAAUAUGAUAUUAAUGUUUUCUUAUCUUUGUGUUACUGAGUUCUUACGUUUUUAAAAUGUCACGUGUAUGGCAACAUUAUUAAAAGAAUCAAAAGUUGACGGUGUGUCUUUUGUUAUGUUUUGUGUUUUUUCAAACUACUUGGAAAAAGUGUUGUAAUUACAUCUGUAUGAAGAAUGCCAAAUAAACACUGCAACAUGUAC
Molecule: messenger RNA, 3483 nt
Organism: Perca fluviatilis (European perch)
Lineage: Eukaryota; Metazoa; Chordata; Actinopteri; Perciformes; Percidae
Gene: nr2f6a
Product: nuclear receptor subfamily 2, group F, member 6a
Exons: 5
Coding region: 19-1242 (407 amino acids)
Biological process (GO): anatomical structure development; negative regulation of transcription by RNA polymerase II; cell differentiation
Molecular function (GO): zinc ion binding; RNA polymerase II cis-regulatory region sequence-specific DNA binding; nuclear receptor activity
Source: RefSeq, a predicted model, not a curated record